GAUUUUAUUUUAGCUCCACAAAAGAUGGCGGACCGUACGCCUGGUGGCUCUCAGAAAGCUAGCGCUAAGGCGCUGCUUGAGAGCAAACUGAAGUCUUUCAGCAUUGGAAAAAUGGCAGUGGCAAAAAGGACCCUAAGCAAGAAAGAACAAGAUGAAAUAAAGAAAAAAGAGGAUGAGCGGGCAGCAGCUGAGAUUUAUGAGGAGUUUCUUGCUGCUUUUGAGGGAGGUGGCGAGGGCAAGGUCAAGGCUUUUGUCCGUGGUGGUAUUGCAAAUGCAACAAAAGAGGAAGCAGCUGCUGAUGAGAAGAAAGGAAAGUUGUAUAAGCCCAAGUCACGUUUUGAGGGACAAACAAAAAGUUUUUUGCCUUUGGACACCCCACCUCAGUUUUUAGCUAUAGACAAAAGACAUACUGUAAAGAAAAGUAAUGAAAAGGAAAAGAAGAAGAGCAACUUGGAGCUGUUCAAAGAAGAACUUAAACAAAUACAGGAGGAAAGGGAUGAGCGACACAAAAUGAAAGGACGUGUUAGUCGUUUCGAACCUCUCUCAGGCAUUGAUGGAAGACGCUCAUCGGAUGGUUCUUCAAGGAGAAACCGUCCGUCCAGUGUUUUAGAUGAUUGUGCACCAGGUUCCCAUGAUGUUGGAGACCCAUCCACUACAAACUUGUAUCUCGGAAACAUCAAUCCACAGAUGAAUGAGGAGAUGCUGUGUCAAGAGUUUGGCCGCUAUGGCCCCCUGGCCAGUGUGAAGAUCAUGUGGCCGAGGACAGACGAGGAGAGGGCUCGGGAGAGGAACUGUGGCUUUGUGGCUUUCAUGAACAGGAGGGAUGCUGAGAGAGCACUCAAAAAUUUAAAUGGAAAGAUGAUAAUGAACUUUGAGAUGAAAUUAGGAUGGGGCAAAGGUGUGCCCAUUCCACCCCAUCCCAUCUACAUCCCUCCUUCCAUGAUGGAGCACACACUCCCACCGCCUCCCUCUGGCCUUCCUUUCAACGGACAGCCCCGGGAGAGGCUAAAGAACCCCAAUGCUCCCCUGCUUCCUCCACCUAAAAACAAGGAGGAGUUUGAGAAGACUCUGUCGCAAGCCAUAGUCAAAGUGGUUAUCCCAACAGAAAGGAAUUUGCUCUCUCUCAUCCACCGAAUGAUCGAGUUUGUGGUGCGUGAAGGCCCAAUGUUUGAAGCCAUGAUCAUGAACAGAGAAAUCAAUAAUCCCAUGUACAGGUUUCUGUUUGAGAACCAGAGUCCAGCACAUGUAUACUACCGGUGGAAGCUGUACUCCAUACUACAGGGUGAAUCACCAGCCAAAUGGCGAACAGAGGACUUUAGAAUGUUUAAGAAUGGCUCUUUGUGGCGUCCGCCUCCUCUUAAUCCAUACCUCCACGGCCCUUAUGAUGAUGGUGAAGAAGAGGAGGAAGAGGAGGAAUCUAGCAAGAAAGGCUGCUUGAAAGAAGAAGAGCGAGACAAACUAGAAGAGAUGCUGCGUGGAAUGACUCCAAGGAGGGGAGACAUAGCAGAAGCCAUGUUGUUUUGUCUCAGUCACGCGGAAGCUGCUGAGGAGAUAGUGGAGUGCAUCACAGAGUCCCUUUCCAUCCUCAAGACCCCUCUUCCGAAAAAGAUUGCACGGUUAUAUCUCGUUUCUGAUGUGCUGUACAACUCUUCUGCCAAAGUAGCCAACGCGUCUUAUUACAGAAAAUAUUUUGAGACAAAGCUCUGCCAGAUUUUCGCUGACCUCAAUUCAACAUACAAAACGAUACAAGGCCACCUUCAGUCUGAAAACUUUAAGCAACGUGUGAUGUCGUGUUUCCGUGCAUGGGAGGACUGGGCUGUGUAUCCAGACCCCUUCCUUAUCAAGCUGCAGAACAUCUUCCUGGGUCUAGUUAAUCUUUCAGUUGAAAAGGAGCCUGUUAUCGUCCCAGUGGAGGUAAAUGAUCCUGAGCCAACAGAGGACAUCGACGGGGCUCCAAUAGUGGAAUAUGUCGAUGGAACUCCGCUGGAGGAUGUGGAUGGGGUACCGAUUGACGCAGGGCCUAUCGAUGGGGCCCCAAUUGAUGGAGCCCUUCUGGAUGACCUAGAUGGUGUUCCUAUCAAGCAAAUGGAGGAGGAUAUAGAUGGAAUACCUUUUGAUCAAUCCAAGGAGGCAACCUUCAAGGUAGCACCGUCAAAAUGGGAAGCAGUGGAUGAGGCCGAGUUAGAGUCUCAAGCUGUGACAACUUCAAAAUGGGAGAUAUUUGAGCAGCCAGAAGAAACUAAAAAGGAUGAAGACGACAGUGAUGACGAUGACAAGAGCCCCCGCUCAGUAGAUACUCCGAGUUAUUCUAACCCCAUCAGAGAUGACCCAGAUAUUAAGACCAAGUUGUCUGAAAUGAACGAGGAAAAACGCACCAAGCUGAGAGAGAUAGAGGUUAAAGUUAUGAAGUUCCAGGACGAGCUGGAGUCAGGGAAAAGGCCCAAGAAGCCCGGCCAGAGUAUUCAGGAGCAGGUGGAGCACUACAGGGACAAACUACUACAAAAGGAAAAAGAAAAGGAGAAACUUGAACGGGAGAAAGAGAGGGAGAAGAAAGACAAGGAGAAAGCUGAAGCACGGAUGAAAGAUCUGAAGAAGGAAAAAGAGAAGGAGGACACACCAACUAGAAAAGAAAGAUAUUUGUCCCCUCCGGUUGAUAGGAAGCGGCGUCACAGUGGGUCGCCCAGCCCAACGCGGAGCAGCAACAGAAGAGGCCGGUCGUCUUCACCUCGUUCAGAGCGGUCAGAACGAUCAGAGCGCUCCGACCGCUCGUACUCGAAAGACACAACCUCCCGCUCCACUCAUAAAGACUCCCCUCGAUCCAGCAACAAAAAGUCAUCCAAGAGAUCUCCCUCAUCACCUCGCACACCCAAACGAUCCAGGAGGUCACGCUCCAGGACACCCAAGAAAUCAGCCAAGAAGUCCCGCUCCAAAUCAAGGUCCCCUCACCGGUCUCACAAAAAAUCAAAGAAGAGCAAACACUGACACUUCUUUUCCCUCAACCUCCAAACCCCCACCCCAUCCUUACCUUCUCUGCGCCGUAUUGUAUAAAAGAUUUGAAUGAUUUGGCAGCUGAAGAUCUCUGCCCAUAUGUUAAUGUAUAGACAAUGAAGAGUGGAGGGUGCUGCAUGGGUUUCCAUCUGGUAUAUCAAAUGGAUGGAGCCAUUGCUGUUUUAUAUUGUAAAAAAAAUAAUGUGCUUGUGUGUCCUGAUUCCCCACCACUUCCCAAAUGGAAUUCAUCCAUGUGGUAGACCACACCCGUACAGAGUGUGAUGACAAUAGUCUUAUAUUCAUGCUGUCAUUUUCUGUUUUUGUAGUUCACAUAAAAACAAAAAUUCGUAAUAAAAA
This is a messenger RNA of Scomber scombrus (Atlantic mackerel), 3345 nucleotides long. RefSeq names its product U2 snRNP-associated SURP domain containing (gene u2surp). The record is from RefSeq and is a predicted model, not a curated record. Gene Ontology annotation, molecular function: RNA binding. The transcript is spliced from 26 exons. Lineage: Eukaryota; Metazoa; Chordata; Actinopteri; Scombriformes; Scombridae. The coding region runs from base 25 to 2982 and encodes 985 amino acids. Gene Ontology annotation, cellular component: nucleus. Gene Ontology annotation, biological process: RNA processing.